This is a messenger RNA of Miscanthus lutarioriparius, 1533 nucleotides long. The record is from the annotation of a GenBank genome assembly. Lineage: Eukaryota; Viridiplantae; Streptophyta; Magnoliopsida; Poales; Poaceae.
AUGACGAUGAUGCGGAUCGUCCUCUUCCUCUCCCUCGCCUGCUUGUCUCUUGAUGCGUCGUGUUCACCUCCUCCUGCUGCUGCUUCGUGUGCAGGAACGACGACGCCCUUCUGUGGGUCUUGCAGCUGCAGUGCCGAAGACGACCUGAAGCUGCGGGAGGCAUUCCUCGCCGAGGUGAAAGCCCACGGUUACGAGGACGCUGCCUGCAGAUCCGAGCUGAAGGCCUACAUCUGUGCGGUGUGCGUGUCUGCCGACGACGACCCGCCCUCCGCGCUUCCUCUCCGUUGCGCCGGCGCCGCGGCCCCGCCGUCGUCCAUCUCCACUACCCGUCACGACGACGACCUAGGCAGCACCGACGGCGGCGGCGGCAGCAGCACGCUGUGCGUGCACAAGGCUUCGACGCAGGCGUACGAUGGUGUGGUGCCACUUCAUGACGGAUCUGGCCGACUUCUCUGCUGGCGAAGAAACGGGCAGAUAUGGUUGGCUACGGUGGAUGUGGUGGACCCCACCGGCGGCUCCGUCCUCCGCGUGGUCGACAAGCCGUUGGUCGACCUCGGCAGCCGCCUCGUCAGCCAGGACGCCGCCGCGCGGGGCCUCGCUGGAGUCGCGGUCCAUUCCAGCGGCCAAUUGUUCGUGUCCUACUACACCACCACCGUUGGCCCCGACGGCGGCAGCGCCUUCCUCGUUGUCGACCAACUAUCCUCAUCAGCAUCCUGGAGCGAGGGGCAUGAGCAGCGCAGCGCAGCGAACCGGGCCCAGCUUACGACUACGAGGGUGUUCUCGAUGGCCUUGCCUGAUCAAUCGGAGCCCCGCUCCUCUUCAUCGGGCUUUCUUCUCGACUACUACGGUGGUCAGAUCCUAUUUCGGCCCACCACCACCGACCCUUUCCUUUACCUUGUCACUGGCCCGGCCCAGAGCGAUGGUCAGCUGCAAGCAAAAAUCCUGCGCUUCCGUGUUGGACAAGACACGUCGUCGGGAAUCGGUUCCAUGGAGGUCCAAGUAUACGCAUCGGUCUUAGGCGUCCCGAGGCGAUGCGCGUUCGAUGCCGACAAACCUCACGACCUCUACUGCGCAACCGUUGAGGAAUUCUGGUGGACGGUGGCGUCGCCGGCACGCAACUACACCACCACUCGGAACCUCCGGGUCACGUGCGCCGCACCUACCGCUACAUCUCCCUGCCGCGGCGGCGACUUUGCUGGCGGCAGCGUUACCUCCUUUGCGGAAGAUGCAGACAAGAAUGCCCUCCUGCUCGCAACAGACGGUGUCUACAUGGUUGUGCGGCCCAGCCUCUGCGACGCCGACGACACCCACACCAAAGCCCCCACAUCCACAUCUACUAAGAGCCUUCUCAAGUGGAUCUUUGGUGUGAUAGGAAGCCUGAUAGCGAUUCUUGGUGGUGGUUACGGGGCGUACAGGUAUAGGACAUGCAGCUGCUUCAACACGACGACUGACAUCACGAUCAACGCCACCAACGUGAACAUCCACAACGGCGAAAAUAAAAUCCAACUCGCCGUUAUUAGUACAGAAGGAUAG